Messenger RNA from Verticillium alfalfae VaMs.102, 492 nucleotides. RefSeq lists its product with no specific name. The transcript is spliced from 3 exons. The coding region runs from base 1 to 492 and encodes 163 amino acids. NCBI's taxonomy places the organism in Eukaryota, Fungi, Ascomycota, Sordariomycetes, Glomerellales, Plectosphaerellaceae. The record is from RefSeq and is a predicted model, not a curated record.
AUGCAGUCACAAAUACAGUUUGUCCCUGUUUCUGGGCCUACGAGACCCAUGUCGUCCGAGUCGCGAAAGUUAUGCCACUCACAUGCCACUCGUCAAGCGCAUGCCAAGAAACGGCGGUUGAGGGUGCAGAAGCAUCAGAAAGGAUUGAAACUGGCUCAGGAGGAGGACCACCAGGCGUUCAGGACAGCUCUCGUUCCUCUGAACAGCACACCAAAUUACCACAAGGGCGGUCUCUUCACAUCUUUAGCGAGCUCCUUGGCGCCUGCGGAGUAUGGUCUGCUGCGUCACUACUUCAGCGUUAUGGUGCCCUAUAUGGCUGUCAACUGUAGUCUUUUCAAUUUUGAGGGAGAUCACGGCCUCCGCAUCCUCCGAGAUUGGGUUGGGCUUGCCAUCGCGGACAAGAACUUCCUAGACACGGCUAUCCUCCUCUAUGAGCUUUGGAGACACAAAGACGGCCAUACAACACUGUCAGGGCGUGGUCUCCAUGGUUGA